UUCUUUUAGUAUCUUGAUUCUGAGACACAAGGUCGGAAUUUAAAAUAUUUUAUAUAUGAUUUCUGUAAAGUGCUUUUAAAUGGGGAAAGUAUUUGUUAUGUUUAACCUUCAUAAUUACUGUGUCUACUGAAAUAUAUAUUUUUCUGCUGAUUGAAGAUAAAAGUCCGUUAUGAGUCCGUUCAAACACUAGGUGAAAGCUUGUGGAGUUGUGAAAAUCUCUGAAGAAAUUGGAAUGUGUAUUUUUUUCAAUAUUUUGAGGGGAUAUUAACUGGUAGCCAAAUCAACACUUUUAACAUUACAAGUGCGUGCUUUUGACCAGAUCUACUGAAGAUGUUCAGUUCAUAAGAAACAUAUACAAAAAGAGUGGUGCAUGUGUUAAACUUUCUGAAUGUAAUAUUUUACUGCAAUUGAAUAAUAUCAAACAAAGGAUACUUGCAGUUUGUUUUUUUCGGUGAUAUCUAAGCAUGAAUAUAACUGAUAAAGUUGCGUUGGUUACCGGAGGAGCCUCGGGAAUAGGACAGGGAUUUGUGGAGGCCCUUCUGGCUGGAAGUGCAAAGGUGAGUAUCGUAGAUUACAACGAGGAAGCUGGACGUGCUACUGAGAAGGAUCUUGUGGAAAAGUACGGCAGCAGUAACGUCAUCUUCUGUCCGUGCAAUGUUACCUCACCGGAACAGUUUGAAGAGGCUUUCCGACGUACGCGGGAGGUGCUUGGUGGCCUUGAUAUUGUAGUUAACAAUGCUGGUGUCGGUGGGGAAACGGACGAUAAGUGGGAAGCAGUUAUCGACAUCAACCUGAAGGGGACAUUACGGGGCACACGACUUGCACUGAGAUAUAUGAGUGAGGCGGAAGGUGGCAGCGGCGGUGUCAUCAUCAACAUGGCAAGUAUGGCAGGGGUAAAUCCAAAUCCCUUUUCCCCCGUUUACGGUGCAUCGAAAGCCGGUAUUAUUCAUGCGACACGAUCUCUAGCAAUAUCACCUGAAGUUCAAAAGUCCCGUAUCCGUCUGAAUGUCCUGUGUCCCGCAUUCGUGGACACGCCGAUGUUCAGGAACAUGGCUUCCGGUGACGCCUCGCAGAUUUCCGGUUCAAACCUGGCGGCGGUGAAGGCAUUUGUAGACCAUAUCGGUGUUAUGAGCGUUGAAGAGGUUGCAGCGGCUUUUUUGGAUUUAGUCAAAGACGAAACAAAAAACGGAAUCAUUUUGCGGUGUGCUAAGAAAACCGGAAUCCAAUAUAGUACUCUAGCUGUACAAGAUGUAUAGUCGGUACUGACACAAGGAUUCGUGCCAACUCUGAAAGGAAAUUUGUAUUGUUUCCUCAUAAUGUAUCAAGCUCAAUUUAACGGUGACUUUCCUUUUUGAUACAUCUUCUUGGAUCGUCAAGGGAGAUCUUUGCGUAGGACAAAGCAUUACUUAGACACUUCUAAAAAUCGAAGGGAAUGACAGCGAACAAUCUACAAUGAGUAAAAUGUUCUUGCUAUCAUACCUAUCGGAAUGAUCAAAAUCAGAUUUGCAUUUGUUGUGACAAUGAGUUAAUGCACAAAAUGGUGGUGUUGUUCUCAGGGGUUUCUAACCGACUAGCCUCAGUUCAAACCACAUAGCUUUCAGUAGCAGUAUCAUUGUUCAGGUGUGGUUCAAUGUAGCGACCAAAUCGGUUUGUCAGUAUUAAUAUUUUCUUUCUUUUAGAAAAAAGAAUAUAUAUUAUACCAAUUGGUCACAUUUUAUAACAAAAUUACUAAUACAGCAUUACAUAAGUAGCAUUCGUGUAUCUCACUGUGAAAUGAUAAUGGAAACAUAUUCAUUUCAGCUAUUAACCGUUCACAUUUCUUGUGAAGUUGUUAUUGUUUCGUUUUAAAAAGCAUGUUUAACUAUAUGACUUUUUAUCAAUAUUUAUGUUUUGCCAUAUUCACAACACGAUAUGCACUCUCAGUGCUUUGAUUUGUAUAACAUUUGAUAACAACCAUAGUCCACGCAAAUAAUAUUCUCUGCAUUGGGAUUUCCAAAUGGCUGUACAUUAAACAACUAUAUGGUGCAUAUCAAACAUAUCUACUUUAACAGCUGAACAUUUGUACAUAAAGCUGUACUUUACAACUGCUGCUUAACUGUAUUUAGAACUGUAACUGCCGUUAUGCAUAUAUUAGAAUUGCCUUUCAUAUCACAGGUUAAGAUAGAAUUAAACACAGCAGUCAACAAUCAUAGCCGUUGCUUUAUAUAUUGCAAUAGAUAUAAAAUAGAACAGUGUAAUUUUGGCACUAAAAGGAUUAUCACAACUGUAUGUUGUAGCUGGUAUGUACUUAUAACAACAACUAUGAAUUACAGCUAGGUGUAU
Molecule: messenger RNA, 2322 nt
Organism: Mya arenaria
Lineage: Eukaryota; Metazoa; Mollusca; Bivalvia; Myida; Myidae
Product: 15-hydroxyprostaglandin dehydrogenase [NAD(+)]-like
Exons: 7
Coding region: 465-1256 (263 amino acids)
Cellular component (GO): cytoplasm
Molecular function (GO): oxidoreductase activity, acting on the CH-OH group of donors, NAD or NADP as acceptor
Source: RefSeq, a predicted model, not a curated record